Messenger RNA from Hyalella azteca, 4783 nucleotides. RefSeq lists its product as uncharacterized. Gene Ontology annotation, molecular function: RNA binding; tRNA (guanine) methyltransferase activity. NCBI's taxonomy places the organism in Eukaryota, Metazoa, Arthropoda, Malacostraca, Amphipoda, Hyalellidae. The coding region runs from base 121 to 4782 and encodes 1553 amino acids. The record is from RefSeq and is a predicted model, not a curated record. Gene Ontology annotation, biological process: tRNA methylation. The transcript has 9 exons.
CUGAUGAUUGUAAUUUUGAGUUUGAUGUGAUCUCAGUUUGAGUUUAGUUAGUGGUCCUAAUAUGGUCUAAGUUUACUAGAAGUUUUUUUUUUAUUUACCUGCUUUCAUCUACACAAUAGGAUGGAACUUUUUGAACAAGGACUGCUUGAUGAACAUCAGAAAUUUGUGUUCAUUGAGAGGGCUACUGCUGCUGGGUCAUCCUUCUCACCUGCUGUUGUCAAGAUAUUAAAGGAUGUGCUUGCAUCUUUAAAUCUUUUAGAGUCUUCCAAGAGAUGCAACUAUGGUCUACAGGAAAUAGAUUUAUUGCUGCAGAAAUUAAUGCUCAAGUGCUACUUUACUUUGUCGUCAUCUGCUGGAAUUUUGUCCAAAAAUUCAGCUGAUUCUCAGUUGUCACCAACAUUAAAGGUAGAUGUUAUUGAAAACACUGAAAAGAUGCAUCUUUAUUUACAUGAUAUCUGUACCAUAGUGUGUCAUUGCAAAGAAUUGUUGGCAGAUCAAAAGUAUUUUCAUGAGUUAAGGGAUCAGUUCCUGUUACAAGUGGUCUCUUUCAUGCAGGAAUUAGGAAAGGAGGAAGACAAUUUCCUGGCAGUAGAGCGCAUCAGUUGGGUGAUUUCCUCUUGCCUCAAAGUUAUGACUUUUAAUUGUUCUGCAAGUGUUAGAGCAGCUGCCAGCCUUCAAAAUUUAAUUACUGUCUGUCUGGAGUACCUUGACAAAUGUGAAAAGCCACAGUUUCUAAAUCUGAUUCUAAACAGUUUUAUUGAGCCUUAUUUUCAGCAGUCAUCUUCUGAUCAGAUAUCUUCCUGUUUGAAUCUGCUGUGGUUGAAGUGCCUUUCUUCUUUUAGUUUUGAAAAUGGUGUCAUCAGACAAGAAAAGCCAUUUCCCUACAUGCUAUUGGUUUUUAUUGUAAAUAUUCUAUCUGAAAAAAGACCUCCCUGUCUACUUCUAAAUGAAGAUAAACUAUUACCUAUCAUUCAGAUGGGCUUGCACCAUAGUGACCCCCUGUCUCGGAAGCAAAGUCUUCAUGUGCUGAGAUCGUCUCUUUGGCUUGUGAAGAAUGGCAUGCUGCAAGAGAUUACUGACCCUGUAGUUCAGCUGGCCCAAAGUGAUAUCUGGGAAGACUAUUUCUUAUGUUAUGAAACGCUAGAAGAGAACCAAAUCCACUUCAUUCGCCCAGUAAUGACAAAGCUGAAUAAACUAUGGACUGCAUCAAAACUUGUGCCCUCACUAGCCAUUUGGAUAUUAGUUUUGUAUAAAAGACUUUUUGAUCAUGAAAGUUCUACUGUCUGCAUGUGGGGGAUCAAUCAUUUGUUGGAAGUAGUGCCUGAAAAAUGCAGUAGCAGUGCAUGGCUGCAAUUUAUUCCUACUCAUCUAAUGCCUGCCCUGCACAACUAUCAGUUAUUUCUCAAACAAUCUCCUCCUUAUGAAGAACCCUCUCUACAGAGACGCCUUCCAGCAUUUCUUUUGGUUGUCAUGAACACUCUUGAUGCAGACACUGCAAGCCUAUUGGUGAAGCAUUUAUUUUCUAAUCUCUUCCAUGAAUCAAACUGGGAAGAUGUUUCCUUGUACUACAUUGUUGCAUCUAUGAAAGCAUUGCCUGCUUCAGAUUCAAUGAGCUAUACUGAGAUUAAAGCUGUGUUGAACUCAGCUCAGGCUUGUUGGUCAUCUCAAGAACCCUUGUUGAGGGAAGCCACCAAAAAUAAUCUUCUUCAAAUUCUUUUAUCACAACUUUCCUGUUGCUGCCUAACGCUUCACCAGCUCUGUUGCUUAUAUAUUUCAGUUGACAUAGAAGGUUGUUAUUCAAAUGACACCUACACAUGGAAGUGCCUAAUAGAAAAGGCCUGUCAAUUAGAAAAUUUUGAACUUCAAGCAAUUUUUGAAGGGGAAUCAUCAGCUGAGCUCAAAGCUAUUUCAUUUGUUGUGUGCCUUCAAGUGGCUCUAAUGAAGAACUCACCACCAAUGAUAGAUAUGAACAUUGCUCAACUGAAACAAAUCUCUACUCUGUCUGACCAUUCAUUGUUAGAAGCUUUGAAAGCUCUGAAGGAAAUCCUACUAUUGAUCAACAGAGCUUCCAAUAUUUCUCAUCUCAAUCAAGAGGUUUACUUCAAAAUUCUUCAAAUUUAUCAAAAUUCUCUCAUUGAAAGAGAUUUUUUGAGUUUAGAAAAAUUUGGUUUGAAUGAAUGGAAUGAAUCACUAAUUCUCUGGAUAAGCCUUGUUGAGAAUAUUUCUGUACUUCAUCCAAAUCUGAUGCAAGAACAUCCUGGUACUGUCUGUCUAACUGCAUUGUUUCUGAAGUACAAGUGUCUCUUCAAUAAUUUUGACGUUAGUACUGAGCCAACCUAUUGUGAACAAGAUCACAUUAAUGUGCUCUACCUUGCAUUGAAGAUUCUCUACCCUCAUUUGAGUGAAGAUAAGGCAGUGGUGAUUCUGCAAGCUGCCAAUAAUUUACUGUUGAAACAUGCUUCAAAUUGGCUGGGAAGAAAGAUGCUCCACCCAAUUAACAGUGCUGAGAACAAUCCUCCUGAGACUCCCGAAUUCUCAAGAACCUCAAAGAUUAGGUUUCGGCAACAGUAUGAAAACCUAAGCCUUACAAUCUGGGACAGCUUGGCUAUGUUAUGUAAACAGGUGAGCUGUUCUACAGUUGCUGCCAAAGUUGUGUCACGCACCGAGUGCCGUAACGCGUGCCUGCGACUUGUGCUGGACUGGCUGCCUAUAGUGGGCAGGAGCUCUGUGAAAGCAGUCUGUGGCUUGGCAGAGACUCUUCCAUUAUUGGAUCUUGAAGAGGAAGACUGGCAGAGCCUGGUUCUAGCUCUACUAGCUUGCAGGUCUGAGCUGGCAUCUUGCAGUGACCAGAAUUCAGAUGUGCUUUCCUGUACCUUAACUGUUCUGCUCAAGCCAACAGCUCUCUCUCAAAAUGUUCUGUCAACAAUCGUCCAGGUAUUGCAACAACUGCUUGUACAAGCAGAAGGCACUCGCGGCAUUGCUUCAUUGCUGUCUUGCCGAGUGGCUAUUUUUAUAACCUCUGUUGACAUCUCUGCACUAUCGUUGGACUGGUCACCUUUGUUUGUAUCCAUCCUGGUGCCUCUUCUACUUUACGGUCCAAUUCCAGACAAAAAGUUGAAGGCCUUAAGGGUGGUUGCAAAUGAGAUUAUCUCCAAGAAAAAAAAUUCUUAUUCAAAGACAUCGACUAGCUCCGAUAGACCAGCAGUUCAAGGACUAUGGAGUCCGUAUCAUGAAGCUGCUGAGACUCGAUGCUGGGCGACACUCGUACUGUUGUCACUAGACCGGAGCAAUGCUGUACACCGCAUCCUUGCUGCUAAAGUCGUGUCGACUCUUUGCGAGCGCUUCUCUUCAGCGUCUGAGGGACGCAGAACACGUGACUUCGGUAACAGCCUUGCUCACCGCGUCAAGACUCGAGCUCUGCAGGCUCUUGCUGUUGUACUGCCUCUUAUGGGCGAGAAAGAAGAAAAAGAACUUCUUCAGUGGCUAUGCAGUAGCACGGUGCAGGAGCAACAGCAGCCCAGCGUGCGCUAUUUCCUAGAGUGGCUCAUGGCUCUUCUGGUCAUAAGAAAUCAUGGCCUAAGUAACUAUUUUUUGGAGUUGUGUCGUGAAGGCGUGGAGCAACGUCCAGGCUGUGUUGCGUCGUUCUUAGCUUCUUUAUCACUUCUUGCAUGUCACGUGUCUGACAAAGAACUCUUAGAGAAAUGCAUCACUUACGUUGUUCCAUGGUGCAUGGCACCACAGUACAACAGCCGACUGUAUGCUCAGCUCACCGUCAUCAAUAUCUGGAGACACUGUGAGAAAUUGCAGCUUUUGAGUCUGUUAGAUAAGUUCGCUGUACUGAAAAACGGGUUGGCUCUCUCAGAAAUCCACAUGGAUGAUUUUCUGUUCACAGUGUUUGAUGCAGUAGAGAACUUUACGUUGCAGACUAUUUACUAUGAAGUUCCUCGCCUUUCGCUUCUGUCAGAUGAUGAGUUUUUGACUGUUGAGGAAUUUUUUAACGCAGCUCUACUGUACAAAAUCUCGCUGAAGACAUCAUUGCCCUUCACAAGUGCUGCUGACGAGAGUUUGAAAGCCACGCAUGCUGCUGCAUGGGUCACGAAAGCUGCCAAAGUUGGCGGUGUAGAAAUCGUUUCCUCUGAGGUAUCGGACGUCUUGAGUGAUUCAAGAAGCGGAAACCAUCAAAUAGUGAACAUGCAGCGCAAAGUUGCGCCAUGGAGCUCGUUAGGAGGAAAACACCAGCAGCUCCAAGAUUCUGGCUUGGAUACAGGAGGAAGAAAGCAUGAAGUCAUCGUGGUGGGUUCACUGCUGAACAAAGCCACCAACUUGGGCGGCUUGUGUCGCACAUGUGAGGUCAUGGGGGCCAAACUCCUAACGCUGCCAUCUCUUGCUCUCUUACGGGACCAGGCUUUUGUGGGCCUUAGUCUCUCCGCUCAUAACUGGAUUCCUCUUGUUGAGGUGAAGACCAAUGAUGUGAAGACGUAUCUCCGCGACCAGAAGCUCGCUGGCUACACCAUCAUCGCCGUUGAACAGACCGCUCAUAGUGUGUCGCUCGCUAACUUCUCUUUCCCGGCUCGGUCUCUGCUGCUAUUGGGGAACGAACGCGAGGGUCUUCCAUGCAGUCUCCUGCAGGAGGUUGACGCCUGCAUCGAGAUCCCUCAGUUCGGGGUGACACGCUCCCUGAACGCCCACGUUGCUGGGUCUCUAUGCUUGUGGCAAUACGCCCAGCAACAUAACGGAUCUUCCUCAAACUUACAACGUAUCAAAAUAAAACUUCCCGAAUGAU